Molecule: messenger RNA, 1254 nt
Organism: Cajanus cajan (pigeon pea)
Lineage: Eukaryota; Viridiplantae; Streptophyta; Magnoliopsida; Fabales; Fabaceae
Product: ras-related protein RABC2a
Molecular function (GO): GTPase activity; GTP binding
Source: RefSeq, a predicted model, not a curated record
CAAGGAAAUACGACAUUUGUCCUAACCAUUCCAAAACUCUCAACCGCUUGGACUACCUGCCACCCUCACCUCUUUGUCUUUCCAUUUCUAUCUUCAUCCUUUGAAAGGGAGAGACAAUCAUGCUCGAAUGAUUCUCGUUGGAGCCUCAGAGAGAAAAACAAACACAUGGCUUCUGCUUCAAGAGUUGGGAGUAGCAGCUACGAUUACUCCUUUAAGGUUUUGUUGAUCGGUGAUUCUGGCGUUGGCAAGAGUAGUCUUCUCCUCACCUUCAUCAACAAUUCUAACUCCAUCCAUCAUCUCUCCCCCACCAUUGGUGUGGAUUUCAAGAUAAAACUUUUUACAGUUGGUGGCAAAAGAUUGAAGCUUACUAUUUGGGACACAGCUGGACAAGAGAGGUUUGGAACAGUAAUAAGUUCUUAUUACAGAGGCGCACAUGGAAUCGUUCUUGUCUAUGAUGUGACACGACGUGAGACAUUUACAAACCUCAUCGAUAUAUGGGCAAAAGAAGUUGAGCUUUAUUCCACUAAUCAUGAUAGCAUCAAAAUUCUUGUUGGCAAUAAGGUGGAUAAGGAGAGUGAAAGAGCCGUAAGCAAAGAAGAGGGUAUGGCUCUUGCACAGGAGCAUAGAUGCUUGUUCCUAGAGUGUAGUGCUAAAACUAGAGAAAAUGUUCAGCAAUGCUUUAAUGAUCUCACAUUAAAGAUGUUAGAUGUGGCAAGUUUAAGGGAAAAGGGAUCUGUCGCAGUGAAAAGACAAAAGCAAAAACACAUAUAUGAGACAUCUCGAAGUGGUGGUUGCUGUUCUUAAUAAAUAUGGUGCAACAUGAACGUGCAAUAGAUUUUGCAAUAGGGAUACUAUAGUUAUUAGCAGGUCUUUGUAUCAUAUCAAGUGUCACAAUCAGAUAGUUUGGAGGAUCAUAUGCUCCAGUAUUUUUUCCAUAACUUCCACAAGAGGAUGCUUGAGAUGGAUAUUGCUCUCAUUAUCUUUUGGAGCCCCAGUAUAGCAAAUUUUAUGGUAGCCAAGAUGAUCACAAAAGGUUUUCAAUAUGUUAUGCUUUUUUCUUCUGUUAUAGUUUUGAAAACACAACACCUAUGGUAUUGUACAUCAUGUGUAAAUAUAUCCUCUAUGAAUGUAUUAGGGUUGGUUUGAGAUUUGGUUAGGUUAGGAUAUACAGCAAAAUUACGUGUACUAUUUUGGGUUUGGUCUUUUUCCACCCAGAUAACCUUUGAUGAGAAAAUAUUUUGUAUUCAUGUCAUA